CUCUUUCAGCUUUGAGUCCCAAAGGUUUGUGGGAAGGACAGACUGAUACCCAAGGAAGGACUACGAAUCCCAGCAAGCAGUUCGUGACGCUAGGGCACAGGAGGAGGAACUCGGAGAGGUCGGGCCCAGAAGAGCCAGGCAUCGGCAGCACUUGGUGCAGGUGGCCAUGGGGAAGCGUUACUUCUGCGACUACUGUGACCGCUCUUUCCAGGACAACCUCCACAACCGCAAGAAGCACCUAAAUGGGCUACAGCACCUCAAGGCCAAGAAGUCCUGGUACGACAUGUUUCGAGAUGCAGCUGCCAUCUUGCUGGAUGAACAGAACAAGCGGCCCUGCAGGAAAUUUCUCCUGACAGGCCAGUGUGACUUUGGCCCUAACUGCAGAUUUUCCCACAUGUCAGAGCGAGACCUACAGGAGUUGAGUAUCCAGGUGGAAGAGGAGAGGAGGGCCAGGGAGUGGCCCCCAGACAUCGCUGAACUCCCAGAGGGCCAUCUGGAGGACUGGCUGGAGAAGAGAGCCAAGCGGCUGAGCUCAGCCCCAAGCAGCAGGGUUGAACCCAUCAGACCCACUGUCUUCCAGUACCCCGUGGGCUGGCCACCAGUCCAGGAGCUGCCUCCAUCUCUGCGGGCACCCCCACCUGGGGGGUGGCCCCUGCAGCCCAGCGUCCAGUGGGGCUGAGCCCCUCAACCCCACCCAACCCCCACCUGGUCAGCUUCCACAACAGUCACAGUAAAGAUAAGGGCUCAUACUGGGGGACACCGAGGCUGCCUCCUGCUGUGCCCCAUGGAGCCUCUGAAACCAUCAGCUCGGCGUGGCCUGCCCUUGCUAAGGCCUAGGAGUUCCCUCAUCAGGUGCAGCCCUGGUCCUAGCUCUGUACCAUUCAGCUCCAUCCUCCCUCCCUCAUGGGACAUCAUGGGAAGACGGGUGAGAAAACUUCCUUCUGGAUGUUUAUAAAGAGUCUGUCUGUGA
Molecule: messenger RNA, 970 nt
Organism: Pteropus alecto (black flying fox)
Lineage: Eukaryota; Metazoa; Chordata; Mammalia; Chiroptera; Pteropodidae
Gene: ZMAT5
Product: zinc finger matrin-type 5
Exons: 6
Coding region: 167-679 (170 amino acids)
Cellular component (GO): U12-type spliceosomal complex
Molecular function (GO): zinc ion binding
Source: RefSeq, a predicted model, not a curated record